This is a messenger RNA of Melanotaenia boesemani (Boeseman's rainbowfish), 1750 nucleotides long. RefSeq names its product carnosine dipeptidase 2 (gene cndp2). NCBI's taxonomy places the organism in Eukaryota, Metazoa, Chordata, Actinopteri, Atheriniformes, Melanotaeniidae. Gene Ontology annotation, biological process: proteolysis. The record is from RefSeq and is a predicted model, not a curated record. Gene Ontology annotation, molecular function: metallodipeptidase activity. Gene Ontology annotation, cellular component: cytosol. The coding region runs from base 200 to 1624 and encodes 474 amino acids. The transcript has 12 exons.
CGCAAUAUGCUGACCUGUCUCCGUUUGCAGUUGCGCAGAACAAAAACGUUUCGUUUAUAACUUAGCUGCUAUAUUUUUCACUCAGUAGCAUAUACUUUAAGUGUCUCAUCAGAGGACAAGAGUCACAUGUGGACGUCAGCUGGACUGGAAUAAACAGGAAGUUCAUAUAGCGGGACGCUUCUGCCAUAAGGGAAAAAAAAUGGCUCAUCUCACAGCACUUUUCAAGUAUAUCGACGAAAACCAGGACCUUUAUGUGAAGCGCCUUGCAGAAUGGGUGGGCAUCCAGAGUGUUUCUGCUUGGCCCGAGAAGCGUGGGGAGAUAAAAAAGAUGAUGGAGAUGGCAGCCAAAGACAUUGAGAAGCUGGGGGGGACAGUGGAGUUGGUCGAUAUCGGUAAACAGAAACUUCCAUCUGGAGAGGAAAUACCCCUGCCCCCCAUUGUUCUUGGGCAUUUGGGAUCAGACCCAGGCAAGAAGACCGUCUGUAUUUAUGGUCACCUUGAUGUACAGCCAGCAUGCAUUGAUGAUGGCUGGGACACAGAGCCUUUCACCCUUGUGGAGAAGGAUGGUAAACUCUAUGGAAGAGGAUCCACUGAUGACAAGGGUCCAGUGUUGGCCUGGUUUAACUGCAUUGAGGCCUAUCAGAAGAUUAAGCAGGACCUUCCCAUCAACAUCAAAUUCUGCUUUGAGGGGAUGGAGGAAUCUGGAUCUGAGGGCCUGGAUGACCUGGUGUUUUCACGAAAAGACACUUUUUUAAAAGAUGUGGACUAUGUCUGCAUCUCUGACAACUACUGGCUGGGAAAGACCAAACCCUGCAUCACCUAUGGUCUGAGAGGAAUCUGCUAUUUCUUCGUUGAGGUGGAGUGUGGUGGGAAAGACCUCCACUCAGGUGUCUUCGGUGGCUCUGUUCAUGAGGCCAUGACUGACCUUAUCGCACUUAUGGGUUCCCUGGUUGACAAGAAGGGGAAGAUAUUGAUUCCUGGGAUGUACAAUGAUGUGGCCCCUCUGACAGAAGAGGAGACAAAGCUGUAUGAGAAGAUUGAAUUUGACUUGGAUGAGUACUGCAAAGAUGUGGGAGUUGGGCAGCUGCUGCACAACACCAAGGAGCAAAUCCUAAUGCACCGCUGGAGGUACCCAUCUCUUUCUCUUCACGGGAUUGAGGGAGCCUUCUCUGAGGCAGGAGCCAAGACUGUUAUCCCCCGCAAGGUCAUUGGUAAAUUCUCCAUCCGUCUUGUCCCUGACAUGGAUCCAAAAGUUGUGGAGAAACAGGUGAUCGACUAUCUGCAGAAGAAGUUUGCUGAACUGGGAACACCCAACAAACUGAAAGUGUAUAUGGGCCAUGGUGCCAAGGCCUGGGUCUCUGACUUCAACCACCCCCACUACAUGGCUGGUCGAAAGGCCAUGAAGACAGUCUUCGGUGUUGAGCCUGACCUGACUCGUGAGGGUGGUAGCAUCCCCGUCACCCUGACCUUCCAGGAGGCCACAGGCCGUAACGUCAUGCUGCUCCCGGUAGGAUCCUCAGAUGAUGGAGCUCACUCUCAGAAUGAAAAGAUCAACAGAUCAAACUACAUUCAGGGAGUCAAGAUGCUGGGUGCAUACUUCCACGAGGUUUCACUGCUGGAAUAAAUGGAUAAUGUCUCUUCAUGUAACAUGUAAAAUGUGUUCAGAGCCAUAAUCAUUUUGGUACAACCUAUUUACCAUAGUAACAGAUUUUUCUACACUCUUCUAACAAUAAAUUUUUUUUCUUUGUUA